Marasmius oreades (fairy-ring Marasmius) is the source of this 1246-nucleotide messenger RNA. RefSeq lists its product as uncharacterized. NCBI's taxonomy places the organism in Eukaryota, Fungi, Basidiomycota, Agaricomycetes, Agaricales, Marasmiaceae. Bases 8 to 1198 code for a protein of 396 amino acids. Gene Ontology annotation, molecular function: oxidoreductase activity. The transcript has 9 exons. The record is from RefSeq and is a predicted model, not a curated record.
CCCUUCAAUGGCGAUUCACACCUUGUUCGACGUUCUCCCUUACCCCACCUUUACUAUCCCUGCUUUAAUCCUCUUCUCAUGGGUCAGUCUCGUUCGAACAUUCCGAUGGAGAAGAUACAACUACAUUCAUCGCGUCUACGGGCCCAAGUACAGCUCUGGCAUGUUGACUCCUGAAGAUGCGCAGGAUGUGAUAACCAUUUUGCUACGCUAUGAAAUGCCCCUUGUUCUUGAAUACGCAGUCGCAUUUUCACUGUUCAAAACGUAUGCCAUUCCUUCGAUAUCCAAGAUUCUGUGGUCGACGAAGGAGCUCGCCUCUUCUGAAAAAGUUUCCAAACGUUAUGCAGAUACUUCCAUUCUCAUCAGUACCUGGAUGCAUUGCCCUAUCUCAGGUUUGGCAGCACAAGUGGGAAGUGGUGAAAAGUCGACACAAGAUCCUCGUUCCAGUCUCGCCGUCGCUCGCACCAAUUGGCUCCACUCUCGUUAUAACAUUACAAACGAUGACUACCUCUACACUCUGGCCCUAUUCAUGUUCGAACCUGCCAAAUGGGCGGCAAAGUACGGCUGGCGACCUCUGUCUCCUCUCGAGCAACAUGCAUUUUUCAUGUUCUGGGUUGAAAUAGGUAAAAGGAUGAACAUCAAAGAUAUCCCCAAGUCUGAAACCGAGUUCAAACAAUGGGUAGAGGAAUACGAAGAUAGACACAUGGUCCCCGCACAAACGAACCACGACGUUGCGACGUACACGACAGAAGAGUUGAUCCAUGUGAUUCCCGAAGCGUUUGGUAUCAAGAGUUUCGUACGGAAGCUUUCGAUUGCUGUUUUGGAGGAUAACGUACGAGUUGCGAUGAUGCAACCGAAACAGCCCGUAUACAUGAAAAACUUGCUUGAUGGCCUUCUCGGAUUUAUGGCAUGGCACGUUCGGUAUUUCCAUUUACCCGCGUGGAAAUCGUACAGCCAAGUUCCAAUUGAAAUGCCGAAGUUCAAAGAGGGCGAGGAGCCGUUGAUGACACCGUGUUAUUUCCAGCCUAUGCCUUGGUAUAAACCUCGUGGGACGGGUGUGUUGGGAAGGUUGAAGGAUUGGGGGUUGGUGAAGAUGGGGGUGCAUGAUGCGGUUCCUUCGGAGAGGUUGAGGUGUCGAGGGUAUCGGUUGGAUAGUGCUGUAAGUACCAAGUCGUUUGGCUUUUUCUUCUUUUUUCGUUGAUGUAUAACCGGUUUUGUUCUGGUAGGGGCCGUUGAAGUUUGAGAAGGA